Habropoda laboriosa is the source of this 1747-nucleotide messenger RNA. Its product is annotated as protein FAM98B. Bases 92 to 1747 code for a protein of 551 amino acids. The transcript has 7 exons. The record is from RefSeq and is a predicted model, not a curated record. Gene Ontology annotation, cellular component: tRNA-splicing ligase complex. NCBI's taxonomy places the organism in Eukaryota, Metazoa, Arthropoda, Insecta, Hymenoptera, Apidae.
UGAUACGUCAAGAAAUCUCGUGGCACACUAACUGCAUAUACGGCGAAGAAAGGUGUCAUAUGUAAUUUAUUCUAAUUUAUUAUUUGCCGAAAUGGAACUGAAGUUACUAGAAAGGAUAAAAAAACUUGGAUAUAAUGAAGAGCUGGUGGAGCCUAAUAAAUUUAAAGAGGCCUUAAAACAAGGCUCAAAAUCACCAGAAUUUACAAAACUGGUAGCAUGGUUGGCAGAUGAAGUUGCAACUUUCAAUAACAUGGAUGAAACUAUUCAUGCAAUAGCAUCUCCAGAAGAUUCUAGUUCUUUUUUAUUAGAAUUAAGCUGUUUUCUUAAGGAAUUGGGAUGUAUGAAUGAAAGAUUAACAACUGGUAAUAUCAAUGAACGAUUGGUAAAUCAACAAGAUAGAUAUAUCUUAUUAGAUUUUUUGGGAGCAGAAUUAAAGACUUGCAGAUUAUUAGAAUCUAGAAAACAUGGAAACUCAUCUUCUGAAGUUAUUGUUGUUGAAGAAAGUGGUACAGCUAAAGAUCUUAAAGAUAUGUUAAUAGCAUUAAACUUUGAAAAACCACCAGAUCAUAUUACUACUGAGGAGCUUUUUACAAGGCUGGAGAAGAAGUUGACUGAAGUAUUAAAAGCAGCUCCUACUGAACUUAUAGGACAACCAUUAAUUACUCACGAAUUCUUAGAAACAGAUUGGAAAGAUCUCCAAGAUAUACAGGAAAAGUUACAUGACGAAUACAGAAUACGUCGUGAUAUGUUACUAAAGAGACUUGAUGUAACAAUGCAGUCUUUUCUAUGGUCAAACAGUAUAAAAGAUCAAAAGGGUUCAUUUAAUAAACAAUAUGAUCAUAUCACACAAUUUGUGAAUGCAGAGCCAAAUGUUACAUUUGCUGAUUUACUAGCAGCAAGAGAUGAUAUUGCAUUAAUGGAAAAAACAAGCAAUGCAAGUGUUAGGAAAAAUACUCAAAGUGAACUUAACAAAGUUAUCAUAGGAGCUGUACCAGACAGAGGUGGAAGACCAUAUGAACAAGAACCACCACCACCUGAAAUGCCACCAUGGCAAAAAGAGAGAGUGCCUGGACCUUCAACUUCUCGCGGAGGCCGUGGUGGCGGUGGCGGUGGAGGUGGAAACAGAGGUGGUCGUGGAGGUGGCAGUAGUUUUCAGGGUUCUAAUACUGCUUAUUCCAGUGAUAAUAGAAGUUCAUAUGGUGGUAAUAGUGGUUUUGUAGAUGGUGGAUCCCAAGGUUCCAAUUUUUCCUCUAACAGAGGUGAAUAUGGUGGACAAGGAGGAAAACGAGGAGGAGGAUAUGGUGGAGGAUAUAGUGGUGGACAAGGAGGAGGGGGAUAUGGUGGGGGACAAGGAGGAGGGGGAUAUGGUGGAGGACAAGGAGGAGGGGGAUAUGGUGGAAGACAAGGAGGUGGAUAUGGAGGAGGACAAGAAGGUGGAUAUGGUGGAGGACAAGGAGGGUAUAGUGGUGGAGGACAAGGAGGAUAUAGUGGUGGAGGACAAGGAGGAUAUGGUGGUGGAGGAAAUGAUAAUUAUGGAGAUAACAGAGAUGGAGGAUAUGAUAAUCGGCACAACUAUUCAAACAAUGCAAGCUCUACACAACAGUAUGAAAGAGGAGGUUCCAGUAAUAGAAGAAGGGGAGGUAGAGUUCAGGGAGGGUGGAAUCAGGGUAGCAACAAUUCUGGUACGGAUAACUAUCAACGUAGCGGAUAUAAUCGCGGCGGACGCCGGAGAGGACAACAAUACUAA